This is a messenger RNA of Trichoderma gamsii, 1251 nucleotides long. RefSeq lists its product as hypothetical. The transcript has a single exon. The record is from RefSeq and is a predicted model, not a curated record. Bases 1 to 1251 code for a protein of 416 amino acids. Lineage: Eukaryota; Fungi; Ascomycota; Sordariomycetes; Hypocreales; Hypocreaceae.
AUGCGGCGAGCGAAUCCCCGGCAGGUUGGCUUUAUAUGCCAGUCCUGUGCUUCAUUACCGGCACAGGUGUCAAGGCAACCUUUCCCUAGCCGCAUUCUAUUCUCGAUCCCCCGCCAGGUUGUUCAAAGCUCCGUAUGGAGAUCAACGCCUGCAAGAUGGACCGCUUCAGUGUCCGCCUCAAAAGCAGCUGCAGACGCCGGAUCAGACGCAGACGGGAAUGCAGUGCCGGCAACACCGCGGCCGGUGACCGAUGCUUCGCAAUUGGCAAAUAUGGCCGAGGAUAGUGUCAACAAGUUCCUCUCGGUCGACGGCAUCCCAGCAAAGCAGCUUACUACUGCUGCCCUGCAGUCGUGUCUGCGAGCAGCCGCUGCGCUUCACCCCCAAUUGAAGCGGGCAGAGGCGCAAUACAGGGCUUCGGCCUCAAAACUGGUCUCUUUGGGAGCCGAACGGACGGGCGCCAGGAUACCCGUCGACGCCAAGCUGACGGAGGCGACUCUCCGAAUCUCUCACGCGGCAUAUGCCAUUGUUGCGAACCCGAAUGUGGAGAUGACGCCGGAGUUCCUGGAGUUUUAUGUCGCCAUUCAAGCGCAGCUUGGCCAGCCAGAGUCACUGCCUGCUGUUUUUGAAAUGUUUGCAAACAAGCCAAAGCCCGUCGUCAAAGAUGGCCAGAUUGCGUACGUGAAGCAGAAUCCCAAUGCGGCUGCUCGAGCCAUAGAGCCCGCCAUCGCAGACAUGGCUCUGCAGACGGCGAUUGAUGCCAAGAGCCUGGACUCUGCUCUUGGCAUUAUCGAGUCUUCAUACUCCCUUCCUGCGUUUAAGCGCCAGAAGCUGAUCAAGCACGGUACGGCGCCCGCUCUUGGCCUUGCCACCCUGCCGUUUGGCAUCUUUGGCCUAUCAACAGGCUAUGCCGCCUACUGGCAAAACACCAUGGAUAUCAGCACUGCUACGGGAAUUGGUGUUGCCGGCAUCUCGGGCUACUUCCUUGUGGUUGGAUCCCUCGGCAUGAUUGCCAAGCUGAGUAACAAGGACCAGAUGAAGCGAGUGACUUGGACGCCAGGAACGCCGCUGCGAUAUCGAUGGCUAAGAGAGGAAGAGAGAGCUGCUUUAGACAAGGUGGCGUGUGCAUGGGGCUUCAAGGAGCCUUGGAGACACGGUGAGGAGAUGGGCCCGGAGUGGGAGGGCCUCAAGGAGUACAUGGGAUACAGACAGAUGCUGCUUGACAGAGUUGAGUUCAUGGAGGGCAUGAGCUGA